Messenger RNA from Coregonus sp. 'balchen', 35797 nucleotides. Lineage: Eukaryota; Metazoa; Chordata; Actinopteri; Salmoniformes; Salmonidae. The record is from the annotation of a GenBank genome assembly.
CCCCGGGUUCUGGCCCCCAGGCAAGAGAUAAGGGGGGGCCCCUGCCCCUUGGGUGAGGGGGCUCGGGAACCUUGGCCCCUUUCCCAGACCCGGAGGGGGGUUUCCGUUCCAAAAAGGGGAGGGGACCCCGAAGGGGGGGGGCCGGGAGGGGCCCUAGACCUCUCGCUCUCUACCAGAAAACCUACCCCUCCGCCUGCCCUGCCGGAAGCUGGGUCGGCGGUUUGUGGGGCCCUUUAAAGUCCUGAGAAGAUUGAACGAGGUGUGUUAUAGGUUACAUCUACCUGUUGAAUAUAAGAAUAUUAACCCCUCGUUCCAUGUGUCUCUUCUCAGGCCGGUGGUAGCGGUCCACUCCAGGACAAUUGAGAUAGGAGAGGCUCCUCUGCCCACAUUGGACAUCGAGGGGGCUCCGGCGUACACCGUUCGGUCCAUCUUGGACUCCAGACGCCGGAUGGGGGGUCUCCAGUAUCUCGUGGAGUGGGAGGGGUUACGGCCCGGAGGACGGUGCUGGUGGCCGCGGAGGGACAUCCUAGACCCAUCUCUCCUGUCGGAGUUCCACCGGGACCAUCCUGCGCGCCCUGCUCCGCGUCCUCCUGGUCGUCCCCGAGGCCGGGGUCGGCGCACGGCUGGAGCCGCGCGUCAAGGGGGGGGUACUGUCACGGUUUCGGCCGAGGCUGCUCCUCCUCCUCCUCGUCGUCUCCGGAGUACUAGCUGCCACCGAUCUAUGUUUCAUGUUCGUUUGGUUUGGUCUUGAUGUUGUACACCUGUGUCUAGUUAGUCCUCGUUAGUGUUCUAUUUAGUUCUCGUUGUGUGUGUCUGUGUUUGUGUGUUAUUGUUUCGCUGUCGUGUUUUGUGCGCUACUGUUUGCCUUGUGCAUUUCGGAUUUUCCUCCUCUGUGUUUAGGAGGUUAUUUACGCACUGUUUUGUGCGCCUUUUGGUUUUCGCCUGUGUGCGGACUUUCUCGCCUCCGGGCGUUUGACUCGUGAAUUUGAGUGUGCUGUUCACUAAAGUCUAUUGGACUUAUCUUUCUGCGUCCUGCAUCUGAUUCCUGCACCACACCCACCUACAGCACCCACUGACACCAGAGUAGAAGCCCCAUUGGUGCACGGCAGAGUCCUCUGCCCUUGGCACCCGACCAGUAGAAGGGGAGUGGAGUGUGAGUGAGCGUGCAAAAAUGAAAUGUCUGUGUGUCAAGGAAAACUCGUGAGGAGGAACUAGUGUUUGGGGCCUGAGGUGUGGGAGUUGUCCUGUUAUCGCAUUCUGUUGCAAUGUGCAGGGCGUUGUGUCCUUUUCAGUCUCGUGUUUGUUCAUGAGAACGGUAUGUUCCUGUUAUGAGAAAAGAGGCUCCAACCCCAACAGUUCUUUCACAACAUAAUGCACAACAUGUUUUGAUCCCCUGGUCUUGCACAACAUCUUUCACAACAUGUUUGCUCAGUUCCUUGUAUAAUAGUUUAUUUUUACUACAGUGGAAAACGUGAAGGGGUCUGAAUACUUUCCGAAUGCGCUGUAUUCUCCUCUGGUGUCUUGUCUGCUGCUUUGUCUGUUUCCAGCACGGGUUAAUCGGAAUUAACAGCUGGCGGUUGCUGCGCAUGCGCUGAUCCUCCAUACAGAGGAAAUAGCCGGGGAGUAGGUAGCUGCUUGAGAACGAGCGAGCGAAUACAAUUUCGAGGACAGUGGCAUAUCCCAUCCCUGCAUUGAGGUAUGUUUUCUGACCCAUAUCGCGCUGGCUCCACGGUGUCUUAAUCCCUCUCAACCUUUCUCUUCAGCUCUUGAAUGCAACAAGUGGAGCAAUAAUAGUGGUGCACUUCUCUUGGAGUAUGCCCCUCGUUGGGUGCUCUGCCUUUUAGAAGUGCUCUUAAUCUCCAUUUCUCACCAUUAGAUAAUAAGAAACUGCAGCAACCCCACAUUUUUAACAAAAUACAAAAAUAAUCAUCACAUUUUCACCUUUUAUUUCCAUACACAACAAGUUAUGUGUAGCUCUCCUAUUGUGUUUUCAUCGAAACCAGAAGUCUGUUGGGCCAAAGUGAAAUGGUAGGACUUCAUAGCGAUGUUAUCAGAUCACGAUGGCCCAUAUUUUGAGUAACAUCUUUGAUCUCAUGGGGAUGCUUGAUUAGUCAUAACACCAGUCAAUGCCACAAACUCACCAGAGUUUACGAGUGUUUGUGCUCUGGUGAGUCAGUGAGUGUCAGCCUAUCAGGGAAGCACCUCUGUUUAUGGCGUAACAGUUUAGUUGCAGAAGACGCCUCUCUCAAACGAAGGUAAACCACUACCACUACUUUAGUUCUUGUUGUCAGUCUGUCCUUGAACUGUCUGUUUCGACCAGUUGAGCCAGUUUGGAGUCAAAGAAGGUGCUGAUGUAGAGGUCUGGGGGGACAGGAAGAAUACAACCUGUCAUUUGCUUUUAUGUUCCUCAAAACAAGAAGAGUGAACUGAGGUUAUGUUGCAGAACGUUCCUCACCAGCAUUAUGAUCUUGGACGUGACCCUGUUAUUGACGUCUCUCUCUCUGCAUUCCCCCAGCCAAACAUGUUCUGUGAGUGAGUUCAGAUGACAGCUUUGCCUUUCUUACACCCCCCCUCCCCGUCUCUCUCUCUCUCGCUCUCUCUCGCUCGCUCACUCUGUCUCUCUCUCUGUCUCUCCCCCUCUCUGUCUCUCUCCCCCUCUCUCUCGCCCUCUCCCUGUCUCUCUCGCUCUCUGUCUCUCUCCCUCGCUCUCUCCGUCCCUCUCUCUCCCCCCUCUCUGUCCCUCUCUCUUUCCCCCCUCUCUCUCUUUCUCUCUCCCCCCUCUCUCUCCCCCCCUCUCCCCCCUCUCUCUUUCUCUUUCCUCUCUGUCUCUCUCCGUCUCAGAUGACAGCUUUGCCUUUCUUACAUAUUUGUUUUUUGUUUUUAUACUGGCCCCCCAUGGGAAUCGAACCCACAACCCUGGCGUUGCAAACGCCAUGCUCUAUCAACUGAGCUACAUCCCUGCCAGCCAUUCCCUCCCCUACCCUGGACGACGCUGGGCCAAUUGUGCGCCGCCCAUGAGUCUCCCGGUCGCGGCCGGCUGCGACAGAGCCUGAAUUCGAACCAGGAUCUCUAGUGGCACAGAUAGCACUGCGAUGCAGUGCCUUAGACCACUGUGCCACUCAGGAGUAUACAAUGAGGGCCUUUGAGGGCCAGACACACUUCUGCUGUAAGAGUCCAUGGAAUAAAGGGAAGCCUGCACUCAGUAGAUCAACCUUCCUUCUCUGCCAAGUGGUCCAAGUGGAAAACGUUGAAUGGCUGAGGGCGGUGGGGAUUCACCUCAUUUUCUUCCUGUCCUGCAGAUGCCUCACAACACACACACAUUUAUUUUUUAUUUAUAUAUUUUUCAAACAAUACAAAACAUAUACAGACGCACACAAACAUCAACAUCGCACCUGCCCAGACCCACCUGUUCUCACCCCUAUCUCCAGUACCUGCACUACUCUCUGCCACAUGAACAAAAUGGUGCAAUUUGAGGACAUCUCCCACGCUCUUUCAAUACUUAGAUAAUGAAGCAUAUAAUUUUUCCAUUGUCUUAACGAUGGUGGAUAUUGAUUUCCAGUUAAGUAUACAUUUUUUUCAAGAUAAUUGAGAAGUUUAUCAUCCAACAAAUAAACCUACCAUUAAAAUUAUAGACUGAUCAUUUCUUUGUCAGUGGGCAAAUGUACAAAAUCAGCAAGGGAUCAAAUACUUUUUUCCCUCACUGUAUUAACUAUGGUAAUGCAGCAAUACAACAGGAUCUGUACAUAGCCAAAUAGAAUGGCAUUACACACACACAUCAGGGAUAUGUAUAAACAUAUCGCAGGAGAGAGAGAGAGAAAUAAUUACUUAGACAGUAGAGAUUCAUGGCAUUCUCUCUCAGGACUGGUGGAGAUCUUAUCUGAUCUGUGUCUGGUGCCACAGUCAUAGAUCUUACUGUGCAUGCGGGAGCGCUGAGGACAGUCUAUGAAACGUCUAGAAUCUCUCGCCAUGGCUUAACAGUAGCGCCAACUAUGAAAACGCAGAGGUAAUGUGGCCAUACAGAUACAGGCUUUAGCAAUUAACUCAAUCUCCAAACAAAAACCUACUGCAAAACACUCUUUUAUUCAAUGCAAUACAUGCACCUAUAAAUGACAUGCACAUGGUGUAUGUGAAAAAAACAGUACCAGUCAAAAGUUUGGACACACCUACUCAUUCCAGGGUUUUUCUUUUUUGUACAAUUUUUUACAUUGUAGAAUAAUAGUGAAGACAUCAAAACUAUGAAAUAACACAUAUGGAAUCAUGUAGUAACCCAAAAAGUGUUAAACAAGUCAAAAUAUAUUUUAUAUUAGAGAUUCUUCAAAUAGCCACCCUUUGCCUUGAUGACAGCACACUCUUGGCAUUCUCUCAACCAGCUUCACCUGGAAUGCUUUUCCAACAGUCUUGAAAGAGUUCCCACAUAUGCUGAGCACUUGUUGGCUGCUUGUCUUUCACUCUGCGGUCUGACUCAUCCCAAACCAUCUCAAUUUGGUUGAGGUCGGGGGAUUGUGAAGGCCAGGUCAUCUGAUGAAUUACUCCAUCACUCUCCUUCUUGGUAAAAUAGUCCUUACACAACCUGGAGGUGUGUUGGGUCAUUGUCCUGUUGAAAAACAAAUGAUAGUCCCACUAAGCCCAAACCAGAUGGGAUGGUGUAUCGCUGCUGAAUGCUGUGGUAGCCAUGCUGAUUAUGUUUGCCUUGAAUUCUAAAUAAAUCACAGACAGUGUCACCAGCAAAGCACAAACUCACCAUAACACAUCCUCCUCCAUGCUUUACGGUGGGAAAUACACAUACGGAGAUCAUCCGUUUUAGCCACAGCGCGUCUCACAAAGACACAGCGGUUGGAAUCCAAAAUCUCCAAUUUGGACUCCAGUUCCACCAGUCUAAUGUCCAUUGCUCAUCUUUCUUGGCCCAAGCAAGUCUCUUCUUAUUAUUGGUGUCCUUUAGAAGUGGUUUCUUUGCAUCAAUUUGACCUUGAAGGCCUGAUUCACACAGUCUCCUCUGAACAGUUGAUGUUGAGAUGUGUCUGUUACUUGAACUCUGUGAAGCAUUUAUUUGGGCUGGAAUUUUGAGGCUGAUAACUCUAAUGAACUUAUCCUCUGCAGCAGAGGUAACUCUGGGUCUUCCAUUCUUGUGACGGUCCUCAUGAGAGCCAGUUUCAUCAUAGCGCUUAAUGCUUUUUGCGAAUGCACUUAAAGAAACUUUCACAUUUCUUGAAAUGUUCCAUAUUGACUGACCUUCAUGUCUUAAAGUAAUGAUGGACUGUCAUUUCUCUUUGCUUAUUUGAGCUGUUCUUGCCAUAAUAUGGACUUGGUCUUUUACCAAAUAGGGCUAUCUUCUGUAUACCCCCCCUACCUUGUCACAACACAACUGAUUGGCUCAAACACAUUAAGGAAAGAAAUUCCACAAAUUAACUUUUAAGGCACACCUGUUAAUUGAAAUGCAUUCCAGGUGACUACCUCAUGAAGCUGGUUGAGAGAAUGCCAAGAGUGUGCAAAGCUGUCAUCAAAGCAAAGGGUGGCUAUUUGAAGAAUCGCAAUUAUAAAAUAUACAGUGGGGAGAACAAGUAUUUGAUACACUGCCGAUUUUGCAGGUUUUCCUACUUACAAAGCAUGUAGAGGUCUGUCAUUUUUAUCAUAGGUACUUCAACUUUAGAGACUGAAUAAUAUUUGAAACAAAAACAAACAAAACAAAACCCCCAAACAAAAAGUUCCAUUGACCUUUAACACCCACCAGGAUUGUGGCCCACCCCUCACCUUCCAUCUUCCGUUUCGGGGGGCCCCAACGCUUUGCUCCCCAAAAUUUUUUUAUUUAUGGUUCAUUGGGGGCCCCGGCCCCCACUUGAUCUUCUUAAAUCCUUUUUGCUGGGGUGUUUGGGGUUAUGCUUCCAAAAAAAACCCCUUCAAUUUUUAUGGUUUGGUUUGAUUUCCAAUGGCCACCUCAAAAUACGUUAUGUCCUUUCAAACCCCAAAAAUCCCAAAGAAUUUUUUCCUCCACCUCUUCCAGGUUGGGUGGGGGGGUUGUAAACUUUAUUUUUUCUAAAGGGGUCAUUUAACAAAAACAUUUUCCUACAAAAACCUUUUUCCUCUUAAAGGGGCGGAAAAUUCGGGAAAACAUGGCGCCCGGGCAGGGGGCCUUUGCACCCAAUUAACCAGACCACAUGCAGCAGGGAUUUUGGCCCACUCCUCCAUACAGACCUUCUCCAGAUCCUUCAGGUUUCGGGGCUGUCGCUGGGCAAUACGGACUUUCAGCUCCCUCCAAAGAUUUUCUAUUGGGUUCAGGUCUGGAGACUGGCUAGGCCACUCCAGGACCUUGAGAUGCUUCUUACGGAGCCACUCCUUAGUUGCCCUGGCUGUGUGUUUCGCAUUGGAGAUGGGUCGUGGCUGGGUCUUCCAACAUGACAACGACCCAUCUCCAAUGCUCUUACUGAGGAGAGGAGGUUGCUGGCCAAGAUCUCGCGAUACAUGGCCCCAUCCAUCCUCCCCUCAAUACGGUUUAGUCGUCCUGUCCCCUUUGCAGAAAAGCAUCCCCAAAGAAUGAUGUUUCCACCUCUAUGCUUCACGGUUGGGAUGGUGUUCUUGGGGUUGUACUCAUCCUUCUUCUUCCUCCAAACACGGCGAGUGGAGUUUAGACCAAAAAGCUCUAUUUUUGUCUCAUCAGACCACAUGACCUUCUCCCAUUCCUCCUCUGGAUCAUCCAGAUGGUCACUGGAAAACUUCAGAUGGGCCUGGACAUGCGCUGGCUUGAGCAGGGGGACCUUGCGUGCGCUGCAGGAUUUUAAUCCAUGACGGCGUAGUGUGUUACUAAUGGUUUUCUUUGAGACUGUGGUCCCAGCUCUCUUCAGGCCAUUGACCAGGUCCUACCGUGUAGUUCUGGGCUGAUCCCUCACCUUCCUCAUGAUCAUUGAUGCCCCACGAGGUGAGAUCUUGCUUGGAGCCCCAGACCGAGGGUGAUUGAGCGUCAUCUUGAACUUCUUCCAUUUUCUAAUAAUUGCGCCAACAGUUGUUGCCUUCUCACCAAGCUGCUUGCCUAUUGUCCUGUAGCCCAUCCAAGCCUUGUGCAGGUCUACAAUUUUAUCCCUGAUGUCCUUACACAGCUCUCUGGUAUUGGCCAUUGUGGAGAGGUUGGAGUCUGUUUGAUUGAGUGUGUGGACAGGUGUCUUUUAUACAGGUAACGAGUUCAAACAGGUGCAGUUAAUACAGGUAAUGAGUGGAGAACAGGAGGGCUUCUUAAAGAAAAACUAACAGGUCUGUGAGAGCCGGAAUUCUUACUGGUUGGUAGGUGAUCAAAUACUUAUGUCAUGCAAUAAAAUGUAAAUUAAUUACUUAAAAAUCAUACAAUGUGAUUUUCUGGAUUUUUGUUUUAGAUUCUGUCUCUCACAGUUGAUGUGUACCUAUGAUAAAAAUUACAGACCUCUACAUGCUUUGUAAGUAGGAAAACCUGCAAAAUCGGCAGUGUAUCAAAUACUUGUUCUCCCCACUGUAUAUAUAUAUAUUUUAACACUUUGUUGGUAAGUACAUGAUUCCAUAUGUGUUAUUUCAUAGUUUUGAUGUCUUCACUUUUAUUCUACAAUGUAGAAAAUAGUAAAAAUAAAGAAAAACCCUUGAAUGAGUAGGUGUUCUAAAACUUUUGACCGGUAGGGUACUGUAGGUUUAAGAUAAUAGGCUGCGCGCACACACACACACACACACACACACACACACACACACACACACACACACACACACACACACACACACACACACACACACACACACACACACACACACACACACACACAGGUGUAGACAGUUGUUGAUGAUCCCUUGUCUCCUAAUAAUACAGUAUCUGCUUUCAUAACAGGUUUUUAUUACAUCAAUCUUGUUGCUCUUCUUAUCAUAGUACAUGACUACAAUGUCAAUGAGUUGGUAGGUGAAAGUUAAUGCGAACUUUAUUACAUUAUACAAUACUGUAUAAUAUAAACCAUACAUAUAAACUUGGUGUAAUAACCAUAGCUAGGUUUUAUGAUUACAAUGUCCAUGUACUGGUGGUAGCAAAAAAAAAUAUCCUAGUGUAAAUCAGUGGCGGUCGGUGACAUUUAAGAUGAGGGAGGACGAUUAUUUUCAUGAGCAUGGCCUUAUUUCUAUUACAGCAUAUUGGAUGACUGUCAUCCAUAAUCCAUUCACCCUGCUCAAUGUAACAUCGAUAAGUUUAGGCUACAACAUGAUACUCAAAUUUUCCCUAUACCCAUCAUGAGGUUGUUACAGCCUAGCCUAUGAAUUUAAGUUUACAAUGUAGAUGCAUAGGUCAAGAGAAAAAUGAAGAGUAAUCAAGGUGACAGACAGUGACACAUUCAAUACCGCCUUACACACUCUUCUUGCCUGCAUCUAACUGACCUAGGGAGUAAUCAUUAGUCCAACAGUUGUAAACGAUAGUUUCUAUUGGACAAAUUCAGCUAUGUUUAUCCCUGUUUCGUUCCGUUUGCUUCCGUUUAAGAAAUGUUUUUCAACAGAAUUGGCAGAAGGAAUACACCGCUGAUCACACGCAAACAGAUUUCACUUUCCCACAUACAAACAGCAUGAUCAUUUUGCUUGUUGUAGAAUUCCUUCUUGCAUAGACGCACUCUCCUCCUCUCACCUCUUCCCUUCGCUUGUGGACUUCUGUGCACAACACAUCAGCUGUCUGUGACCAGAUGAAAAAAACUUUCCAAGCCAAACCUUCAAAUCAUAACCGCUAACCGCUACACACAGCCUACAUUGUUAAUGUCACCCUAUUAGCUAACAUCAUAGCUAGUCAACAUAGCUACUAGAUCUAAUGUGUUAGUAAACCCGCUACAAUCAUGCAGUACAGUCGGCAAGCAGUUUAGCAGUUACACCGGCGGGCCACCGUGGCAAAUAAUUAAUAAAGCCAAAAGCUAGCCAAAGCCAGCUAGCUAACAUAGCAUCCCUCUCUGUUUGAGCCGUGUGUUUGAGUAGGCUGCAUUCGCUAUCUAAGUGAAUGUGAAAAAGAAAUAUGAAAUAUAGCUAGCUCUCUCUCUCUCCUCUCGAUUCUCCUUCAUCUUUGAAGAAAUUAAUUUGUUCACCACAUUUUAUGCACUGCAGUGCUAGCUAGAUAUGGCUUGUUCUUUCAGUACUAGAUUAAUUCUCUGAUCCUUUUAUUGGGUGGACAACAUGUCAGUUCAUGCUGCAAGAGCUCUGAUAGGUCGGAGGACGUCCUCCAGAAGUUGUCAUAAUUACUGUGUAAGUCUAUGGAAGGGGGUGUGAACCAUGAUUCUCCUAAGUUUUGUAUUGAAGUCAAUGCACCCAGAGGAGGACAGAAGCUAGCUGUCCUCCGGCUACACCAUGGUGCUACCCUACAGAGUGCUGUUGAGGCUACUGUAGACCUUCAUUGCAAAACAGUGUGUUCCCAACAAUUUAUUUGAUGAUAUAUUUAAUAGUUGUAUCUUAAAGGAUAACUUUUUUAAUGUGUCACUAUUUAAUUUUUCUGAAAUUCACUGAGGAAGAUGGGCCUCCCCUUUCUCCUCUGAGCAGCCUCAAAUAUUCCUCAGUAUUCCAUCUGUUUAGCCUUUCAGUUCCACAGCCCUGUCAAUUCUGCCUUGUUUAAUCCCUGGAGGAAUAGUGGGAGGCAAUACAGAGAGACAAUACAGGGAGAUAGCAUGGCUUACUUUUCCAAACUAUAAUGCAAUAAAUUGCAUUCUAUCAGCGCCUCCUAAUUUCUGUAAUUUGGGUCAUGGCCAUGGGUGAGAACAGGAGAAGUAAACUCUAGAGUCACUGAGUAUACUAAACAUUAAGAACACCUGCACUUUCCAAAACACAGACUGACCAGGUGAAUCCAGGUGAAAACUAUGAUCCCUUAUUGAUGUCACUUGUUAAAUCCACUUCAGUCAGUGUAGAUGAAAGGGAGGAGACAGGUUAAAUACGGAUAUUUAAGCCUUUAGACAAUUGAAUGGGCAAGACAAUAUAUUUAAGUGCCUUUGAACUGGGUAUGGUAGUAGGUGCGAGGCGCACUGGUUUGAGUGUGUCAAGAACUGCAAAGCUGCUGGGUUUUUCACGCUCAACAGUUUCCUGUGUGUCUCAAGAAUGUUCCACCACCCAAAGGACAGCUGUGGGAAGCAUUGGAAUCAACAUGGGCCAGCAUCCCUAUGAAACGCUUACGACACCUUGUGGAGUCCAUGCCCCGACAAAUUGAGGCUGUUCUGCAACUCAGUGUUUGGUAUACUCAGUGUAUAUUUGGUCAGUUAAUAGUACAACAUAACAAUUUUUACUGAAAAUACACAACUUAAUACCUAAUAAUACUUAAAAUACAUGUUGUCUCCCGGAGCAGUGGUCUAAGGCACUGCAUCACAGUGCUAGCUGUGCCACUAGAGAUCCUGGUUCGAAUCCAGGCUCUGUCGUAGCCGGCCGCGACCGGGAGACCCAUGGGGCGGCGCGCAAUUGGCCCAGCAUCGUCCAGGGUAGGGGAGGGAAUGGCCGGCAGGGAUGUAGCUCAGUUGAUAGAGCAUGGCGUUUGCAACGCCAGGGUUGUGGGUUCGAUUCCCACAGGGGGUAUGAAAAAAAUAAUGUAUGCACUAGCUGUAAGUCGCUCUGGAUAAGAGCGUCUGCUAAAUGACUAAAAUGUAUAUGUAUAACUUGUUGCUGUUUAUGACUCAUUCAGGGAAGUGGACUGGAGAUAGAUGACUGCUGUCACAUUUCUCAUCCAUUUACUCCUGAACUUAAAUAAACGUUUUCUCUGCCGGUGGUUACUGUUGGUGUUCUUCUGACUCCGAUUUAUAAUGUGCCAGAUGAGGCAGGGUUAGAGAAGUGCAACAUCUACAUGUUCUGCAGGUAAGUGUGUAUAUAUUUAAAAUAAUUCAGACCCUACUCGUGGAGGAUUGUACUUUUUUGACUUGUACCUUUUGAUUUUCAUGUAUGUUCUGUGUUUUGUUUACUUAAAUGUUUUGCUUGCUGACAUCUGUAAUGGUGUGUUGUCCUUUCAAACGUCGAUACAUGUUAUUGUUAACCCUGAGGGUAUACUAAGAAUCUAGCUAAGAUGUACUCAGGUUUUUAUUGAAUUGGCUAGCUUUAGUUAGCUUCACAUUCCAGCUCAGGCUUCAUCCAUGAUAGGAAGGAAUCAAUAUAUCUCCAUAUGCAUCAGAGUCACGUAUUUUGUGGGCAUUUUAAAGCCUGUUUCUAGAAUAAGGCAUCACGGAGUUAAGCAUUGUUAUAUAAUGCUUUAUAUUAUCUGGAUACUUUUAAUUGAUUUAUUUCAAAAAAUAAAGCUAACAAUAGGUAUCCUUUUUUUGCCCUUGUCUUUAAGGCAUACCCUCACUUAAUGUGAGCCCUGGUUUAACCAAACACACCAAGCCGCUCCCAGACAUGGAGGUAUUUAAGGAGUGCAUGGUGACAGUAUUGGGGGAUUUGGCUAUACUGACAUCCAUUGCGUCUGUCAAACAGGUAGCCCUACCUCUUAUUUUUUUAUAAGAAGAAAUAGGCUCCAACAAAGCCCUCUUGUUGUUAGUGAGGUCGAAUUAAAAUGAAGACAAUUGUUCAAAUGAAUUACUUUCAGCACAAUUUGCUGUCCACCUCUGUUGGAUUAUGCCGCAUCCGCUCCAAAACUGAUGUCUAACCGCUUGCCUUUUUAGUUGACUUUCGUUAACUAGUUUCGUUGCUCACGCACUAAGUCAAUGAUUGAAAAAGUGUAUGUCUCAUGAAAUUGUAAUACAUUUGGUCUCCAGUCUAUGGGCUACAGAAAAACCACAUAGGCUACUACUCUUUCUACCGUAGGCUAUAUCAUUUAUGUUAAAUUAAUUUAAUGGAGCGUUGGUGGAGCGCUGCAGCGCUGCGUCUCUCCAACAGCACCCUGGAGAGGCGCGCUGGGCAUGGACAAGCUAAAUAUUUUGCGCCCUUGCCCUUGGCAAAGUGGGCACUGUUAGUGCUGUUAUCAUUGCAUUUAGGCAGAAUAAUGUGAGGUGUUAUGUGUUGUUGGAGGUACGUCUUGGUGAGUUUAGCUCGGAAAAUGCCGCUCUCGUCAAACUGCCGCUCUACCUAAAUGGCGGGCGGGCCGCCUAAUCAUAUAAUUAUUUUUUAGAAUCCCCAUUUAUUCAAUAGCAUCUCUGUGGGCCUAGCCAUAAAGAUUUGUCAUUAUUUUGUAUAAAAAAAUGUAUUACCUUUUAUUGUGCCAUAAACACAACCAGUCAUGAUGUUUUCAUCUGAUUGUCAAACAAUCACUUCAAAGGGCUCCUUUACUAGGCUACUCGCGCGAAUUCAUCCAUUCGCAACAUAUUUCCAGCUUCCAAACAGUGGUGAAUGGAAAGAGACAUCUGUUACACAAAACACCAAAAAGUGUAAUGACAUUUGGCCAUUGUCAUUAUGCCAGAAUUAAUGCCUCCACUUCUGUCCGCGCGCCUCGGCCACUCAUCUCUGCCUUGGCAAAAUAUCAGUGUUCUUGUUGAACCACAUUGCAUUACAUACCACCUGUUUUCAAGUCCAUUUGCUCAUUUUUCAUGCCUCUGACAUACCGGACCUUACUGCCUUACUUUCACCACUUCUUAUUUUACAACCUUAACAACUUUAAGACAAGCUACCAACCACACACAUCUUUAGGACAUUUACUUUUCUAGUUAAUGGGACUUGCAUCAGCAGUAUUGUACAACUUAUUUCGGACUUUUUUUAUAGUUAUUCUUUGGAACACUAAUGUAGUUUAUAAAGAAAGCUCAAUAAGUAAGGCUGGUCUGAGUGGGCAGCUCACUUAAUUCAGUAAGCACAAUAAAAACAACACAUUGCUUCCUCUUCUAUGGUCAUAGUUGGAAUGUUAUGUGCAUACGGGAAGUAUUCAGACCCCUUGACUUUUUACACAUUUUGUUACAUUACAGCCUUAUUCUAAAAUUGAUUAAAUCGUUUUUUCCCCUCAUCAAUCUACACACAAUACACAAUACUCACAAUACUCAAUAAUAUACUUUAGAUACUCGAAAUUGAGCUCAGGUGCAUCAUGUUUCCAUUGAUCAUCCUUGAGAUGUUUAUACAACUUCAUUGCAGUCUACCUGUGGUAAAUUCAAUUGAUUGGACAUGAUUUGGAAAAGCACACACCUGUCUAUAUAAGGUCCCACAGUUUACAGUGCAUGUCAGAGCAAAAACCAAGCCAUGAGGUCGAAGGAAUUAUCCGUAGAGCUCCGAGACAGUAUUGUGUCGAGACACAGAUCUGGGGAAGGGUACAAAAAAUGUCUGCAGCAUUGAAGAUCCCCAAGAACACAGUGGCCUCCAUCAUUCUUCAAUGGAAGAAGUUUAGAACCAACAAGACUCUUCCUAGAGCAAUCGGGGGAGAAGGGCCUUGGUCAGGGAGGUGACCAAGAACCCGAUGGUCACUCUGACAGAGCUCCAAAGUUCCUCUGUGGAGAUGGGAGAACCUUCCAGAAGGACAACCAUCUCUGCAGCACUCCACCAAUCAGGCCUUUAUGGUAGAGAGGCCAGAAGGAAGCCACUCCUCAGUAAAAGGCACAUGACAAACCCGCUUGGAUUUUGCCAAAAGGCACCUAAAGGACUCUCAGACCAUGAGAAACAAGAUUCUCUGGUCUGAUGGAACCGAGAUUGAACUCUUUGGCCUGAAUGCCAAGCGUCACGUCUGGAUUAAACCAGGCACCGCUCAUCACCUGGCCAAUGCCAUCCCUACGGUGAAGCAUGGUGGUGGCAGCAUCAUGCAGUGGGGAUGUUUUUCAGCGGCAGGGAAUGGGAGACAAGUCAGGAUUGAGGGAAAGAUGAAUGGAGCAAAGUACAGAGAGAUCCAGAGCGCACAGGACCUCAGACUGGGGCGAAGGUUCACCUUCCAACAGAACAACGACCCUAAGCACACAGCCAAGACAACACAGGAGUGGUUUUGGGACAAGUCUCUGAAUGUCCUUGAGUGGCCCAGCCAGAGCCCGGACUUGAACGCGAUAUAACAUUUCUGGAGAGACCUGAAAAUAGCUGUGCAGCGACGCUCCCCAUCCAACCUGACAGAGCUUGAGCGGAUCUGCAGAGAAGAAUGGGAUAAACUCCCCAAAUACAGCUGUGUCAUACCCAAGAAGACUCAAGGCUGUAAUCGCUGCCAAAGGCAUUUCAACAAAGUACUGAGUAAAGGGUCUGAAUACUUAUGUAAAUGUGAUAUUUCCAUUUUAUAUUUUUAAUACAUAUGCAAAAAUAUCUAAAAACCUGUUUUUCCUUUGUGAUUAUGGGGUAUUGUCUGUAGACUGAUGAGGGGAAAAACCAAUGUAAUCCAUUUUAGAAUAAGGCUGUAACAUAACAAAAUGUGGAAACAGUCAAGGGGUCUGAAUACUUUCCGAAUACACUGUAUGUUAGUGUUAACAAACGUUAUCAGCAUAGCAUUAUGUCUCUCCUCAUCUUGUACUAUAAGCCAUGUGCGGAAUGUCAUUCACCUUUAUAGCCUAUGAGCACGGCACAAUAAUGCAAAUUCACCACACCUGCUGAAAAACCUAUGCCUGCACUCGUGCAAUAAUCACCUUCCUGUCUCUCAGCCAAUUAGUAUAAAUCUUGGGACGUAUUUAUAUGUCAACUUACCCCUUGUUCUCUCACUUGCGUGUUACAGCAAAAGUUACCGACAACCAGGGUUGGGUAUGUUACUCUCUUAAUGUAAUCCGUUACAGUUACUAGUUACCUGUCCAAAGUUGUAAUCAGUAACGUAACUUUUUGACAAAAAAUUAAUUGCUUUGCCACAUUAUUUGUGAGGCAUUGGAAGACCUCCCUGGUCUUUGAGCUUUCACUGCUCGACUGAGGUACCUUACAGAUAAUUGUACAGAGAUGAGGUAAUCAUUCAAAAAUCAUGUUAAAAACUAUUAUUGCACACAGAUUGAGUCCAUGCAACUUAUUAUGUGACUUGUUAAGCAAAUUUGAACUCCUGAACGUAUUUAGGCUUGCCAUAACAAAGGGGUUGAGUACUUAUUGACUCAAGGCAGUUGAGCUAAUUUGUAAACAUUUUGAAAAACAUAAUUCCACUUUGACAUUAAGGGCUAUUGUGUGUAGGCAAAAACUGUAAUACAUUUUAAAUUCAGGCUUUAACACAACAAAAUGUGGAAAAAGUCAUGGGGUGUGAAUACUUUCUGAAGGCACUGUAUUUCAUUUAAUAUAUAUUUCAAUGACAGACCAGAGGGUAUUUGAUGGUCAUGAAAUCACCUUUUUUGUUGACUAAACCAGAACAAAGGCUAGCUUACCUCUUAAUUUGUGAACAUGUGAACUAUAGCCUUCAUUAGGCUAUUAUGCACAUUUUCAGGUAAAACAUUUGGAAAAACAAAACAUAAUGUAGACUGAAUAUGAUGUUAAUUUGCCUAUCAUCCUUCAGCUGUUUUAUUAAGACCUAUAGGCUACAUCUAUUCUAUAUACAAUGUUAUUAUCAGUUUAUUAUUGAUCUCUUCACAGGUGGUGAGGAUUCUGUGACACCCAACAGAUGCCAUGCUAUCGGCAAAAUGAUUCUCUUCAGGAUUAGAAAAGACUAUCGUUUCAUCGUUCUACUCUGCAUCACUACUAUCGUUGUGUUUUAUACUGGACAGCUAUCCUCCAAUUCGCUUGUGGAUUUAGUUAAAAAUGCCCUUCGGCCACUGGACAGGAUCAUCUCUCCAAGAAAUUGCGGAUGUCUCAAAUGUAUGACACAGCCGGACGAUGACCUCUGGUUUCAGAAGCGCUUCAUCACAUCUUUUAAACCAUUUCUGACCAGAGAGUACAAGACACUCUCCAACGAUACAAGAACGUGGUGGCUGGUAAUUUAUUUUUAUUUUUUAUUACAUCUUAUCUUAAAGCAAUAAAAGCAUUGUCAGUGCACACCCAACACAUAUUCACAUAUUCAGUCAGAACUUGAGUCACAUGACUUGGACUUGAGUCUGACUCGAGUCACAAAUUUGAAUUACUUGAGACUCGACUUGAUAUAAAAUAAAAUAACUUGAGACUCGACUUGGAGCCUCAAGACUCGGGACUCGACUUUUGACUUGAGACUGAUGACUUGAAAUGAUCUGGCCUGGUUUUGUAACGUUUUGUCACUCAUUUUGUGGCACAGAUUAUCUGUGGAUUGUUCUGCAUGCAGCCAGAAACAGUAUCACACUUGCAAAAAAGCAGAUUGGCUAGUGAAACAAAGGCCCUCUGAUCGGCCCUCAAUCAACACAGGUCGGGUGAGCUAGAGCACUGAGAAGUUUUUGGGGGUUGCGAGUGUGAAAAUGAAUGAAUGAGAGGUUGUAAGGCUUUUUAAAUGAUGACCUCAUGAAAGCAGCAGAAAACUGGAGUGGCUACCAUUUAUAUAUUUUAAUACGCUACAUAUUUAAUAGGCUACAAAUCAUUUACCAUUUUGUAUUUUGUGUUUAUACCUUUGCUUAUUUGAUCCGGUCACUUAGGCCUACGGCAUUGCACCAAAUUCUUGUUUAAAAAGCAUCUAAUCUGUGCUUCAGAACCAGCAAAUUGCACGUCUUGACUGUUGACCAAUGACCAGUCAUCAGCAUUGGCAUGCAAAAGCGGGCACACUUUUCCAGAUUAGUGACCAGCGAGCACUUGUUUAAUUUUCUCCAGUUUUCUUGGCAAAAACAGAGUAGCCUACUUACAUCCUUAAAAUAUUUUACUGCAGUGGGCUGAAUCAGGGUCACACAGAGUAUUUCUUGUUUGUUGAAAAAAAAAAGUAUACACCUCAACUACAUCGAUUAUGGUCUUAAAAAAAGAAGACACCUGUACCUUGUCAGAUAUAGAGUUGAAAUGUAUUCCAUUUUGAGUUUGCAUUGCAAUAUUACACUUUAUAUACAUCACAGAAGACUGAAAUAUAUCAAAACCAGAUUUUCGGCGUAAAAAUAAUAAUAAUGUUGAUUAAUUAUGAAAUUAUGAAAAGUAUUAAUAACAUUCCACUCAUGAGGCCACUAGAGGGCGAUUUGGUCAUUUGACUGCAGGAAAGGGGGGAGGGAUAUGAGUCUACUGACGCACCCGUGUAUCAAUCUAAGUAACAUAAUAAAAACAUCCCCAUCAAAAUCCGUCAAUUUAAGCUAGAGAUAUGGGCUGCGUCUCAUUAAGCUAGAGAUAUGGGCUGCGUCUCAAUCUACCGCCUCCGCCUAUGUCGGCCUUCUGCAUCUGCGGUGGAAGGUGGCCGAGCUACAGCGGUGUUUGUCAGACCAUGAGACAUCCCAAAAAAAUCGGUCUUCUCACGAAAACGUCUGUAGCGUCCAAACGGUUUGGCCCACUCUAUGGAGACUCUCACGAACAUGAUGGUGUUAUACCGUUUUGCUCUACGACCCCCUCAAGUGUCACGGGACUCGUCUGAAGGCAACCCAUGUAAAUGAAUGGAAGUAUGGAGGUAGUGUUCUGCCAACAAAAAUAAGGAGUUAAAUAUGUGUCCAAAAAUCCCAAAAUAUUUCCUGAGCAUUCGUAUAUCUGCUAGCUAUAGGACAGACACGUCAAAACCUUCUUCCUUAUGAUUUCUUUUUGGACUGUCUUUUUUUUACCAUUUAUGAAUGCGUCAUUCAAUGUGUUUCUAUGGGCUAUAGUAGGAAAGGCCAAAUUCUAUAUUUUAUCAAAUAAUUUUAAAGAAAAUAGAGCAUUGAGACAGUAACUGAAAGGUUGCUUGUUCGAAUCCCUGAGCCGGCAAAGUUGAAAAAUCUGCCCCCAAAACAACUGCUUCCUGGGCGCCGAUGACGUGGAUUAAGGCAGCCCCCCGCACCUCUCUGAUUCAGAGGGGUUGGGUUAAAUGUGGAAGACAUAUUUCGGUUGAACGCAAUUCCCCUUUCCAAAUAGGCUACCUGCUGAUUUCAUUUUCAUAUUUCAGAUCGGCCUAGCUUGGGUGGGUUAUAAUUAUAUACCUCAGUGGUGGUACUGGCUAUAUUUCUAAAGAUAGCUGUAACAUCAAACUACCUUCAAUAUUUAUGGGAUGAAGAUGUAACAUAUUCUGGCAAAUUAUUACAAUAGUUGUGAGGAAGAAAAAGGCUACAGACAGAUCCUGCUUUCCAUCCGAUCGAGCCGUAUAAUCCUGCUUGCUCUGGACUCCAGAGAAGUGACAAUGUGACAUGAUAUCCCAAGUUGAUAUUGACCGCUAACAUAAAUUACUUUCAGCUCAAAAUGCAGGUGUAAAUUGCAUUUAUUUCUGUAUCUUGUUUUGAAAAUGCAUCACCGUUUAUGGCUGUAAUGACAGCCCACUGGGCACACACUGGUUGAAUAGACAUUGAGUUGAUGUUUGUGCCCAGUGGGAGGUUACAUUUGCGUAGCGAUUGUGCAUGCGUGCAUGUGCAUGCGCGGGGGUCACAAGCUUUGAACCACUCCUUUUUAAGGAUCGCGGGUCAAAAAGUUUGAAAACCACUGAGCUAGCGAACAUACAGUGGGGAGAACAAGUAUUUGAUACACUGCCGAUUUUGCAGGUCUUUCUACUUACAAAGCAUGUAGAGGUCUGUAAUUUUUAUCAUAGGUACACUUCAACUGUGAGAGACUGAAUCUAAAACAAAAAUCCAGAAAAUCACAUUGUAUGAUUUUUAAGUAAUUAAUUUGCAUUUUAUUGCAUGACAUAAGUAUUUGAUACAUCAGAAAAGCAGAACAUAAUAUUUGGUACAGAAACCUUUGUUUGCAAUUACAGAGAUCAUACGUUUCCUGUAGGUCUUGACCAGGUUUGCACACACUGCAGCAGGGAUUUUGGCCCACUCCUCCAUACAGACCUUCUCCAGAUCCUUCAGGUUUCGGGGCUGUCGCUGGGCAAUACAGACUUUCAGCUCCCUCCAAAGAUUUUCUAUUGGAUUCAGGUCUGGAGACUGGCUAGGCCACUCCAGGACCUUGAGAUGCUUCUUACGGAGCCACUCCUUAGUUGCCCUGGCUGUGUGUUUCGGGUCGUUGUCAUGCUGGAAGACCCAGCCACGACCCAUCUUCAAUGCGCUUACUGAGGGAAGGAGGUUGUUGGCCAAGAUCUCGCGAUACGUGGCCCCAUCCAUCCUCCCCUCAAUACGGUGCAGUCGUCCUGUCCCCUUUGCAGAAAAGCAUCCCCAAAGAAUGAUGUUUCCACCUCCAUGCUUCACGGUUGGGAUGGUGUUCUUGGGGUUGUACUCAUCCUUCUUCUUCUUCCAAACACGGCGAAUGGAGUUUAGACCAAAAAGCUAUAUUUUUGUCUCAUCAGACCACAUGACCUUCUCCCAUUCCUCCUCUGGAUCAUCCAGAUGGUCAUAGGCAAACUUCAGACAGGCCUGGACAUGCGCUGGCUUGAGCAGGGGGACCUUGCGUGCGCUGCAGGAUUUUAAUCCAUGACGGCGUAGUGUGUUACUAAUGGUUUUCUUUGAGACUGUGGUCCCAGCUCUCUUCAGGUCAUUGACCAGGUCCUGCCGUGUAGUUCUUUGCUGAUCCCUCACCUUCCUCAUGAUCAUUGAUGCCCCACGAGGUGAGAUCUUGCAUGGAGCCCCAGACCGAGGGUGAUUGACUGUCAUCUUGAACUUCUUCCAUUUUCUAAUAAUUGCGCCAACAGUUGUUGCCUUCUCACCAAGCUGCUUGCCUAUUGUCCUGUAGCCCAUCCCAGCCUUGUGCAGGUCUACAGUUUUAUCCCUGAUGUCCUUACACAGCUCUCUGGUCUUGGCCAUUGUGGAGAGGUUGGAGUCUGUUUGAUUGAGUGUGUGGACAGGUGUCUUUUAUACAGGUAACGAGUUCAAACAGGUGCAGUUAAUACAGGUAAUGAGUGGAGAACAGGAGGGCUUCUUAAAGAAAAACUAACAGGUCUGUGAGAGCCGGAAUUCUUACUGGUUGGUAGGUGAUCAAAUACUUAUGUCAUGCAAUAAAAUGCAAAUGAAUUACUUAAAAAUCAUACAAUGUGAUUUUCUGGAUUUUUGUUUUAGAUUCAGUCUCUCACAGUUGAAGUGUACCUAUGAUAAAAAUUACAGACCUCUACAUGCUUUGUAAGUAGAAAGACCUGCAAAAUCGGCAGUGUAUCAAAUACUUGUUCUCCCCACUGUAUUUCUGAUUUGCUGUACAGCUGUAGGAUCGGGUGCAGCGCAAACGUCAAAUUGUAGGGAGAGAGGAUUGACAUAAAUAAAAAUGCAGUUCCAAAACAUUUUGGUGAUCAAGAAUAUGAACCGUUUACUUUGCAAGCUCAGUAGCAAUGGGGCAUCAAGCAACAAUUACUAGCAUAGGCCUACUGGUCAUUUGGUAUGGCAAAAUGGCUUGAAAUGUAUCAUUUACUUAUGAAACUUGCUUUUGGAAUUUGUUGUUAAAAUGGAUUAUUACAUAAUCAAAAUGUGUUGUAGACAAAAUAAUGAAGAGGGCUGUCUGGUUCCUCAAUAAAUAGACAAAGAUUUGUAGUUGAACGAGAUUGCCUCUAUCGAUUAUUUUUACUUGACUUGAGACUUGUGACUCGACUUGUCCUUAGAAUGCACGUCUUGGACAUGACUCGAGACUCGACCGGUUCUACUUGGGACUCGACUUGAGACUUGGACCUUGUGACUUGCUUGUGAUUCGAAUAAUAGUGACUUAGUCCCACCUCUGGCAAUCGCUCCAGAAACUACCUUAAACUUCUGUCAAACUGUACGCAGAGACAUAAACAUGGUAUCCACUAGUUCAUCUGACCCUCACACUAUCCCUUUAAGAAUCUCCAAUAGUUUACUGUGGUUGCGUGUUUUUUUAAUUUGAGUAUUUUGGUGUUUAUAUGAGGGAGUUUUAUUCAGAAUUAACUAUUUUAUUUGAUGUUUUUAGGCUGCAAUAUAAGCGUGGUCACUGACAACUGAUUAACGGUUUGCUAUUGUAGUCACCAACUAACCUCAGUGUAAAGAGCACGUGGCUCUGGAGUCAACACUUUAGUGUGAGGGUUUCCUCAGAUGUUAUGGUGUGUAAUUUGCAUUAGGCUGCUUUUAGUGUCAGUCUGUCCAUUGUUGUGUAUUUAUUGUUUAUUCAUUGCUGUUUUAUGUAUUGACUGGUGCAAUUAAAUAACCAGAAAUUGCAGGAAGAACAUACCAAAGCCAACUAUAGCGAGGUGGUGGAGAAGCUGUUCCAGGUCAUCCCUGAGGCUGACCUUUACAUGGACGCGGGCCCUGAGCGCUGUAGGACCUGUGCUGUAGUGGGGAACUCUGGGAACCUCAAGGGCUCCCACUACGGAGCCCUCAUCGACUCCAGUGAUGUCAUCAUAAGGUAGGCCAACUGAGAGGGUGUCCCAUUUGUCCCUCCUACUGUCACACCCUGGCUCUGGGACUCAUUAUGUUGAGCCAGGGUGUGUUCAUUCUAUGUGUGUAUUUCUAUGUUGGUAAUUCUGUUGUGUUUAAUUCUAUGUUUGCCUGAGUGACUCCCAAUCAGAGGCAACGAGUGUCAGCUGUUGGCUGGUUGUCUCUGAUUGGGAGCCAUAUUUAAACUGUCUGUUUUCCCUUUGUGUUUGUGGGUUUUUGUUCCGUGUUCGGUCAUUGAUACCGUGGACGUCACGAGUCGUUUCUUGUUUUGUAUUCAUGUUUAAACUUUAACUAAUUAAAGUAUGUUUGUUCAUCACGCUGCGCCUUGGUCUACUCCUUACCUCGAUCGUGACAGAAAAACCCACCAUGCAACGACCAAGCAGCGUGUCCAGGGGCAGCUCUUGGGCUGGACAUGGGAGGAAGCGCCGGGAGAAGAGACGGUGGAGGCGCGCCGUAGAGAGGAGCAACGGCGUGAUCAGGGUCGUCGUCGGGCGGUCGAGAGGCAACCCCAGAAAAUGUUUAGGGGGGGGCACACGGCAUGGACGACGGGGCUGACGGAGGCAAAAGAGGGGCGGAUUCUGGAGGCCACCAGGUUACGGAUACACCGCCCUGUACGUCCUGUGCGGAUGCCUCACACAGAGUGUGUGAGGGUAGGCAUUCAGCCAGGACGGGUUGUGGCCGCUCUUCACUCCAGGGCUCCUAUCCGUCUCCACAGCCCGGUUCGGCCUGUCCCUGCUCCACGCACCAAGCCUACGGUGUGCGUCGCCAGCCCAGUCCGGCCAGUCCCUGCUCCACGCACCAAGCCUACGGUGUGCGUCGCCAGCCCGGUCCGGCCUGUCCCUGCUCCACGCACCAAGCCUACGGUGUGCGUCGCCAGCCCGGUCCGGCCUGUCCCUGCUCCACGCACCAAGCCUACGGUGUGCGUCGCCAGCCCGGUCCGGCCUGUCCCUGCUCCACGCACCAAGUCUACGGUGCGCGUCGCCAGCCCGGCCCGGCCUGUUCCUGCCACUCGCACCAAGUAUACGGUGCGCGUCGCCAGCCCGGCCCGGCCUGUUCCUGCCACUCGCACCAAGUCUACGGUGCGCGUCGCCAGCCCGGCCUGUCCCUGCUCCACGCACCAAGUCUACGGUGCGCGUCGACAGCCCGGCCCGGCCUGUUCCUGCCACUCGCACCAAGUAUACGGUGCGCGUCGCCAGCCCGGCCCGGCCUGUUCCUGCCACUCGCACCAAGUCUACGGUGCGCGUCGCCAGCCCGGCCCGGCCUGUUCCUGCCACUCGCACCAAGCCAGGGGUGCGAGUCGUCAGCCUGGUAAGGCCCGUCCCUCCUCCACGCACCAAGCCAGGGGUGCGAGUCGUCAGCCUGGUAAGGCCCGUCCCUCCUCCACGCACCAAGCCAGGGGUGCGCGUCGUCAGCCUGGUAAGGCCCGUUCCUCCUCCACGCACCAAGCCAGGGGUGCGCGUCGUCAGUCCAGCACAACCCGUGCCUGGGUCACCGGUGCCUGGUAAGGUACCGGUCAACUGCUCCACUAUGGAGCUGAAGCUAACCGCUCCUGCUAAGUCCAGUUCGGCUCCAGCCGGCGGGGCCAGACUGGACCAGGGGCGCUAUGGGGGGUGUAUUGGAGGGUGGUGGUCAAGGCCGGAGCCAGAACCGCCGCCGAGGAGGUAUGCCCGCCCAGCCCUCCCCUGUUUUGUUUAGUUGAGGCGCGGUCGCAGUCCGCGCCUUUAGGGGGGGGGGUACUGUCACACCCUGGCUCUGGGACUCAUUAUGUUGAGCCAGGGUGUGUUCAUUCUAUGUGUGUAUUUCUAUGUUGGUAAUUCUGUUGUGUUUAAUUCUAUGUUUGCCUGAGUGACUCCCAAUCAGAGGCAACGAGUGUCAGCUGUUGGCUGGUUGUCUCUGAUUGGGAGCCAUAUUUAAACUGUCUGUUUUCCCUUUGUGUUUGUGGGUUUUUGUUCCGUGUUCGGUCAUUGAUACCGUGGACGUCACGAGUCGUUUCUUGUUUUGUAUUCAUGUUUAAACUUUAACUAAUUAAAGUAUGUUUGUACAUCACGCUGCGCCUUGGUCUACUCCUUACCUCGAUCGUGACACCUACCUCAGUGUGCACUUGUUCACUUGCACGUGGUUGUUCCCACGGGGGGGGGGGGGGGGGGGUAUGAAAAAAUAAAUAAUGUAUCCACUCACUAACUGUAAGUCGCUCUGGAUAAGAGCGUCCGCUAAAUGACUAAAAAUGUAAAAAUGUAAAAAAAAUGUUGUUCAAUGCUUUUAGAUUUGUGGGAAGUAGUGAAUGAGAUCACACUCCACGAGAACAUUCCAUAGCUGCAUGUGGCAGUUAAUCACCAACCUUGGCUUUUAUACCUGUUCAGACAACACACUCCAGGUGGCAGUAUAUGCACCCUUUCAGUUUGUAGACCACUGUGCCACUCGGGAGAGUCAACACUUUAGUGUUGCAUAGCAGUGCUAGCUGUGCCACUAGAGAUCCGGGUUCGAAUCCAGGCUCUGUCGUAGCCGGCCGUGACCGGGAGACCCAUGGGGCGGCGCACAAUUGGCCCAGGGUAGGGGAGGGAAUGGCUGGCAGGGAUGUAGCUGAGAUGGUAGAGCAUGGUGUUUGCAACGCCAGGGUUGUGUGUUCGAUUCCCAUGGGGGGCUUUUUCAUACUGAAAAAAAUAAUGAUGUAUGCACUCACUGACUGUAAGUUGCUCUGUGUAAGAGUGUCUGCUAAAAUAAAUGACUAAAAAAUAGAAUAAGAAGAAAUCAACUACUUUAAAAUAGAGAUAGACCACAAUGGCCUUUACCAUGGUGUCACAGAAGACAGUAUGGUAAAGAUCUGCCUUUAUCCAACUUAAUGAUUUAAUGUCAUCUACAGUGGGGAAAAAAAGUAUUUAGUCAGCCACCAAUUGUGCAAGUUCUCCCACUUAAAAAGAUGAGAGAGGCCUGUAGUUUUCAUCAUAGGUACACGUCAACUAUGACAGACAAAAUGAGGAAAAGAAAUCCAGAAAAUCACAUUGUAGGAUUUUUAAUGAAUUUAUUUGCAAAUUAUGGUGGAAAAUAAGUAUUUGGUCAAUAACAAAAGUUUCUCAAUACUUUGUUAUAUACCCUUUGUUGGCAAUGACACAGGUCAAACGUUUUCUGUAAGUCUUCACAAGGUUUUCACACACUGUUGCUGGUAUUUUGGCCCAUUCCUCCAUGCAGAUCUCCUCUAGAGCAGUUAUGUUUUGGGGCUGUCGCUGGCAACACAGACUUUCAACUCCCUCCAAAGAUUUUCUAUGGGGUUGAGAUCUGGAGAAUGGCUAGGCCACUCCAGGACCUUGAAAUGCUUCUUAGGAAGCCACUCCUUCGUUGCCAGGGCGGUGUGUUUGGAAUCAUUGUCAUGCUGAAAGACCCAGCCACGUUUCAUCUUCAAUGCCCUUGCUGAUGGAAGGAGGUUUUCACUCAAAAUCUCACGAUACAUGGCCCCAUUCAUUCUUUCCUUUACACGGAUCAGUCGUCCUGGUCCCUUUGCAGAAAAAACAGCCCCAAAGCAUGAUGUUUCAACCCCCAUGCUUCACAGUAGGUAUGGUGUUCUUUGGAUGCAACUCAGCAUUCUUUGUCCUCCAAACACGACGAGUUGAGUUUUUACCAAAAAGUUCUAUUUUGGUUUCAUCUGACCAUAUGACAUUCUCCCAAUCCUCUUCUGGAUCAUCCAAAUGCACUCUAGCAAACUUCAGACGGGCCUGGACAUGUACUGGCUUAAGCAGGGGGACACGUCUGGCACUGCAGGAUUUGAGUACCUGGCGGCGUAGUGUGUUUCUGAUGGUAGGCUUUGUUACUUUGGUCCCAGCUCUCUGCAGGUCAUUCACUAGGUCCCCCCAUGUGGUUCUGGGAUUUUUGCUCACCGUUCUUGUGAUCAUUUUGACCCCACGGGGUGAGAUCUUGCAUGGAGCCCCAGAUCGAGGGAGAUUAUCAGUGGUCUUGUAUGUCUUCCAUUUCCUAAUAAUUGCUCCCACAGUUGAUUUCUUCAAACCAAGCUGCUUACCUAUUGCAGAUUCAGUCUUCCCAGCCUGGUGCAGGUCUACAAUUUUGUUUCUGGUGUCCUUUGACAGCUCUUUGGUCUUGGCCAUAGUGGAGUUUGGAGUGUGACUGUUUGAGGUUGUGGACAGGUGUCUUUUAAACUGAUAACAAGUUCAAACAGGUGCCAUUAAUACAGGUAACGAGUGGAGGACAGAGGAGCCUCUUAAAGAAGAAGUUACAGGUCUGUGAGAGCCAGAAAUCUUGUUUGUUUGUAGGUGACCAAAUACUUAUUUUCCACCAUAAUUUGCAAAUAAAUUCAUUAAAAAUCCUACAAUGUGAUUUUCUGGAUUUUAUUUCCUCAAUUUGUCUGUCAUAGUUGACGUGUACCUAUGAUGAAAAUUACAGGCCUCUCUCAUCUUUUUAAGUGGGAGAACUUGCACAAUUGGUGGCUGACUAAAUACUUUUUCCCCCCACUGUAUGUAGGCCUAUAUUGGUUUGGUUUUGUGUGUUAAUUUUUUUGUCUUGGCGGUAUGAAUGACUAUGUGUUUUGAAUUAAAGUGUUUUGGAAUAUUAUGGCAGUCGUGAUAUGGAUUUUCUGUGUUAUCCAGAAUGAACAAGGCUCCCACCUCUGGUUAUGAGCAGGAUGUUGGCAGCCGGACCACGCAUCACAUCAUGUACCCAGAGAGUGCCAUAGAUCUGGACAACACCACUACUCUCGUGCUUUUCCCUUUCAAGACUCUGGACCUUCAGUGGCUACCCGGCGCCAUCACCAAUGGAUCUCACAUCACUUUGUGAGUAACCACUCUCCUUUUGAUUAGUCCACCAGUCUGUUACACCAAUUUUCUAAGAUCACAUAGCAACUCUGGAUAAAAUGUAGGUCUAAUUUUAUUCAACAGCUCAUAUGCACCUCUUAGAGCGAAGAUAAAGGCGAACAAAGAUUUGGUGAGUCACAUUGUUGAUCAUGAUCAUUUAUUAUGGUUAUAAUACAUCUACAGUCAAUGAUAAAUUGAUGAUAUUGUUAUAUCUUGGAUAGUAGGUAAUUGAGGAUGUUUGUUAGUUAGGUAUGGGCUAAUCUCGGUUAACCCUAAAAUCUUGCGUAAUUUGGUCAGAUGCUCAAUUAAAUUCCGGGUUGAGACAUGUUAGAAAUUGUGAUAACACGAUUUGCAAAGUCUCGUAAACGGACACUCUCAGCCAAAGCCCCCCCCCCUUCUGAUAAUUUCACUUGUGUUUAUCAUCCGUGUUGGCACACGCAAAGCAGUGAAAGAGUGUCAACAUGGAAUUGUGCAGAGUAUGUUUACAUGCACACAAUACUACAAUUAUUGGGAAUACUCAUAAUAAAGAUGCAUUAUAAAGGUUUUGUAUAAUUUCAGCAAGUAGUUUUGAAAGUAGCGCCCACGAGCCAAAAUGGCUCCCUGAAAAUUGUGCGUCAUCCAUUUCUGCAAUUUUUUAAAUAUUUUUUAUAUUUUUUUAUAUGUACAAUAUGCUACAAAUUUGUAAGUGCUUAAGAUCCCGUUCAACCUCUUUAAUAUAAUAGUUCAAUUAAAAAGUUUACAUGCUUUACCAAAAGAACAUUGUCUCUUACAAUCCGGUUUACAUGAUGGGAGCCGAAUAUAUUGAUAAAAGUAACCUUUGUCUGAGAGAGAUUUACAUGGUUAUCAAAAUGUCACGCCAGGGUAAGCCUACACAAAACACAGCCCUUAUUUUAAUUGUUUCUAAAAUCCCCUAUGGGAAAAAUGAAUGGUGGAAAAAUUAUUGGAACCAUUUCCCUGCUUGACCACUAGGUUUUAUGGGUAUUAUGACACCUCCACUGUGGGGCUCUAUUGUGAAUUUGUGAAUUUUUACUAGGAUCCCCAUUAGCUAACGCCGCAACGUUAGCUAAUCUUCCUAGGGUCCAACACCAAUUAAUAAGACUUUACAAACAAUUACAAAUUAAGACUUUACAAACAUUUAAUAAGUAGACAAUACAGACAAUUAAAAUACCUGACAGGUAAGACAUUUCACAUUCAGUUGAUGCUUUCUAUUUCCUGUCCAGUCAUAUGGUCUAUUUUUUUCUUGAAGGUGGAUUUACUUUUUGCCUGAGAAAUAUGGAUUGGUAAAGAGUUCCAUUCAGCUAUGGCUCUAUAUAAAACUGCAGAUUUAAGGCGAUUUGUCCUUGGCUUGGGUUGUCUUAGAUGCCCUGCAUUUACCUGUCUGGUUUGGUGGUUAUGCGUGUUGCUAGUAUGUACUAACUGGUCUGAAAAACACUGUGUUUUUUGACAAAUAUAACAUUCCUACAGACAAUCAGAAGACUGGAUAGUAAUUUGUUUUCAACGUGAAGCCAUGAGAGAUUCUGAUGCAUUUGGAUAAUAUUCAUAUGGAUUAGAGCAAUGAAGAGUUAAUCUGGCAGCCCUGUUUUAAGCGAUUUUGAGAUUUUUUAUAUAUUUCUUUGCUGCAGAUGACCAUAUAACUGGACAGCACUCUAGGUGUGAUAGGACCAGGGAUUGAAUCACCUGAUUCAGAGUGCUAGAUGUUACAUACUCUGAACAUUUUCUUGGUUGUAUGCCCAUUAUUAUUGGAGUGAGGAUUUUGAACGUAGUCCGGUGUUAUUGUUCAACCUUUUCUAAAAUUAAAUGAAUUUCUUUCUUAUUGCAUCGAAAGUAGAUCCACAAACUCGACACAAUUCAAGCACCUUGGAUGGGGUCAUUGGCAACAUAUAUAUUUUUUGGAGACCGUUGGGCCAUGUUUGUUUAAUGAAAAUUCUAUAGGAGAAGGGGCCCAUCAGUACAGAUGUAGGAUCUUAAUUUUAUUUUAUUUAACCUUUAUUUUAUUUAUUUGUAUUUAACCAGGCAAGUCAAUUAAGAACUAAUUAUUAUUUACAAUGACGGCCUAGCAAGAGGCAAAAGGCCUCCUGUGGGGACGGGGGGCUAGAAUUAAACAUUUAAAUGUAGGACAAAUCACGCAUCACGAAAAAAGAGAAAUCACAACACGACAUAAAGAGAGACCUAAGACAACAACACAGAAUGACAACACAGCAUGACAACACAAUAUUUGAUCAACCUGUUGUUUGAGAAUCUUCCUGCGCUGCAGGAAAAGCAAACUUGUAAUGUAUUAGAAGCUUAAAAAACAUGUAAAACGUAUCAACCCCUCCAAAAAUGUCCAUUUAAUUACUAUCCACAUAAUAAUUCACAUUUCCUGUUGCUGCAGGAUUAUUUUCCUGCUGUGAGAAACUGGUCAAAUUAAGAACCUACAUCUGACGUUGACUACUGCACACACAAGACAGCUUUACGCUUCAAAUCCCUGUCCCCAGUUUGAGCAUCACUUUAGCCCAGUCCUUCUCAAAUAGUGGGGCGCGCCCCCCUGGGGGGGCUCGGAGCGAUGCCGGGGGGGCGCGUGUGACCCUGGGGAACAUGCUUUUUUUUGCCGCAGCGAGUAGUUUUUUAUUUGCAACCGAACAAAAGCACAGAGUAGGAGAUAUGAAGUGCAGAUAAACAAAACCCUUAAGAGACGCCAUGGAAACAUAUCUAACAGGGAUGAAAAGAAAGGCGGGAGAGAGACGGAGAUAAUGAGACAAACGUAAGUCUCCCGAAAGCUAAGACGAGGAAAUAUGACGAAGCGUAUGUAGCGCUUGGCUUCACUGUGACUACGGUGGGAGAAGAGGAAAGACCGGUUUUUUUAUUUAUUUAUUUCACCUUUAUUUAACCAGGUAAGCCAGUUGAGAACAGGUUCUCAUUUACAACUGCGACCUGGCCAAGAUAAAGCAAAGUAGUGCAAUAAAUACAACACAGAGUUACAUAUGGGGUAAAAAAAAAAACAUAAAGUCAGAAAUACAACAGAAAAUAUAUAUACAGUCUGUGCAAAUGUAGCAAGUUAUGGAGGGUAAGGCAAUAAAUAGGCUAUAGUGCAGAAUAAUUACAAUAGUAUUAACACUGGAAUGCUAGAUGUGCAAGAGAUUAUGUGCAAAUAGAGAUACUGGGGUGCAAAAGAGCAAAUUAAAUAACAAUAUAGGGAUGAGGUAGUUGGGUGGGCUAAUUUCAGAUGGGCUGUGUACAGGUGCAGUGAUCGGUAAGGUGCUCUGACAACUGAUGCUUAAAGUUAUUGGGGGGAGAUAAGAGUCUCCAGCUUCAGAGAUUUUUGCAAUUCGUUCCAGUCAUUGGCAGCAGAGAACUGGAAGGAAUGGCGGCCAAAGGAGGUGUUGGCUUUGGGAAUGACCAGUGAGAUAUACCUGCUGGAGCGCAGACUGCGGGUGGGUGCUGCUAUGGUGACCAAUGAGCUAAGAUAAGGCGGGGAUUUGCCUAGCAGUGAUUUAUAGAUGGCCUGGAGCCAGUGGGUUUUGACGACGAACAUGUAGUGAGGACCAGCCAACAAGAGCGUACAGGUCACAGUGGUGGGUAGUGUAUGGGGCUUUGGAGACAAAACGGAUGGCACUGUGAUAGACUACAUCCAAUUUGCUGAGUAGAGUGUUGGAGGCUAUUUUGUAAAUGACAUCGCCGAAGUCAAGGAUCGGUAGGAUAGUCAGUUUUACGAGGGCAUGUUUGGCAGCAUGAGUGAAGGAGGCUUUGUUGCGAAAUAGGAAGCCGAUUCUAGAUUUAACUUUGGAUUGGAGAUUCUUUAUGUGAGUCUGGAAGUUGAGUUUACAGUCUAACCAGACACCUAGAUAUUUGUAGUUGUCCACAUACUCUAGGUCAGACCCGUCGAGAGUGGUGAUUCUAGUCGGGUGGGCGGUGGGGGGUGCUAGCAGCGUUCGAUUGAAAAGCAUGCAUUUAGUUUUACUAGUGUUUAAGAGCAGUUGAAGGCUACUGAAGGAUUGUUGUAUGGCAUUGAAGCUCGUUUGGAGGUUUGUUAACACAGUGUCCAAUGAAGGGCCAGAUGUAUACAAAAUGGUGUCGUCUGCGUAGAGGUGGAUCUGAGAGUCACCAGCAGCAAGAGCGACAUCAUUGAUAUACACGGAGAAAAAGUGUCGGCCCAAGAAUUGAACCCUGUGGCACCCCCAUAGAGACUGCCAUAGGUCCAGACAACAGGCCCUCCGAUUUGACACACUGAACUCUAUCUGAGAAGUAGUUGGUGAACCAGGCGAGGCAGUCAUUUGAGAAACCAAGGCUAUUUAGUCUGCCAAUAAGAAUGCGGGGUGGUUGACAGAGUCGAAAGCCUUGGCCAGGUCGAUGAAGACGGCUGCACAGUACUGUCUAUUAUCAAUCGCGGUUAUAAUAUCGUUUAGGACCUUGAGCGUGGCUGAAGGGCACCCGUGACCAGCUCGGAAACCGGAUUGCAUAGCGGAGAAGAAGGUACGGUGGUAUUCGAAAUGGUCGAUGAUCUGUUUGUUAACUUGGCUUUCGAAUACUUUCGAAAGGCAGGGCAGGAUGGAUAUAGGUCUGUAGCAGUUUGGAUCUAGAGUGUCACCCCCUUUGAAGAGGGGGAUGACCGCGGCAGCUUUCCAAUCUCUGGGGAUCUCAGACGUUAUGAAAGAGAGGUUGAACAGACUAGUAAUAGGGGUUGCGACAAUUUUGGCGGCUAGUUUUAGGAAGAAAGGGUCCAGAUUGUCUAGCCCAGCUGAUUUGUAGGGGUCCAGAUUUUGCAGCGCUUUCAAAACAUCAGCUGUCUGAAUUUGUGUGAAGGAGAAGCGGGGGGGGGCAUGGGCAAGUUGCAGCAGAGGGUGCAGAGUUGGUGGCCGGGUUAGUGGUAGCCAGAUGGAAAGCAUGGCCAGCUGUAGCAAAAUGCUUGUUGAAAUUCUCGAUUAUUGUAGAUUUAUCGGUGGUGAUAGUGUUUCCUAGCCUCAGUGCAGUGGGCAGCUGGGAGGAAGUGCUCUUAUUCUCCAUGGACUUUACAGUGUCCCAAAACUUUUUGGAGUUAGUGCUACAGGAUGCAAAUUUCUGUUUGAAAAAGUUAGCCUUUGCUUUCCUGACUGCUUGUGUAUAUUGGUUCCUAACUUCCCUGAAAAGUUGCAUAUCGCGGGGGCUAUUUGAUGCUAAUGCUGUACGCCACAGGAUGUUUUUUGUGCUGGUCAAGGGCAGUCAAGUCUGAGGAGAACCAGGGGCUAUAUCGGUUCUUAGUUCUGUAUUUUUUGAAUGGGGCAUGUUUAUUAAAGAUUGAGAGGAAAUUACUUUUAAGGAACAACCAGGCAUCCUCUACUGACGGAAUGAGAUCUAUAUCCAUCCAGGAUACCUGGGCCAGGUCAAUUAGGAAGGCCUCCUCGCUAAAGUGUUUUAGGGAGCGUUUGACAGUGAUGAGGGGUGGUCGUUUGACUGCGGACCCGUUACGGACGCAGGCAAUAAGGCAGUGAUCGCUGAGAUCCUGGUUGAAGACAGCUGAGGUGUAUUUAGAGGGUAUAUUAGUCAGGAUGAUAUCUAUGAGGGUACCCAUGUUUAAGGAUUUAGGGUUGUACCUGGUAGGUUCGUUGAUAAUUUGCGUGAGGUUGAGGGCAUCUAGCUUGGAUUGUAGGAUGGCUGGGGUAUUAAGCAUAUCCCCAAUUUAGGUCACCAAGCAGUACAAACUCAGAGGAUAAAUGGGGGGCAAUCAAUUCACAUAUGGUGUCCAGGGCACAGCUGGGGGCUGAGGGGGGUCUGUAGCAAGCGGCAACAGUGAGAGACUUAUUUCUGGAAAGGUGGAUUUUUAGAAGUAGAAGCUCAAACUGUUUGGGCACAGACCUGGAUAGUAUGAUAGAGCUCUGCAGGCUAUCUCUACAGUAGAUUGCAACUCCACCCCCUUUGGCAGUUCUAUCUAGACGGAAAAUUGUUAUAGUUGGGGAUGGAAAUUUCAGAAUUUUUGGUGGCCUUCCUGAGCCAGGAUUCAGACACUGCUAGAACAUCAGGGUUGGCAGAGUGUGCUAACGCAGUGAAUAACUCAAACUUAGGAAGUAGACUUCUGAUAUUUAUGUGCAAGAAACCAGACUUUUGCGAUUACAGAAGUCAACAAAUGAUAGCUCCUGGGGAUUAGGAGUGAUACUGGGGGCUACAGGGCCUGGGUUAGCCUCUACAUCACCAGAGGAACAGAGGAGGACUAGAAUAAGGAUACGGCUAAAGGCUUUUUAAGAACUGGUCUUCUAGUGCGUUGGGGACAUAGAAUUAAAGGGGGCAGAUUUCCGGGUGUUAUAGAAAAGAUUCAGGGCAUUAUGAACAGACAAGGAUAUGGAAGGAUAUGAGUAAAGUGGAGGUAAACCUAAGCGUGGGUAACACUGAAGAGAUAGUAUCUCUAGAGGCAUCAAUUGAGUCGGUCUCUGAUGUAUGGGUGGAGGGACAAAGGAGCUAACCAAGGCAGGUUUAGCUAGGCUGGGGGGUCUACGUGAUAUAGUACAAUUAGAAUAACCGAAACAACAAUAAACUAACCCAUGUUUGGGCUGAGGCUAAACAUAAAACAGGAUGUAGUACCGUAAAAAGGAACAGUCCAGCAGAUAUCAGCUGUAUAGCUGAGUUAUCAUAAGGUCCGGUGGUGAAGCGCUAGUGAGUAAGAGGCCACGGCUAGCGUGUGCUACGUCCGUUUUGUUGUAGCCAGCUGGUAGCGAUGAAUCCGGAGUUAAAGGUCCAGUGAUUCAGUGAUGCCGGCGGAAAAAAAACUGAUAGUUCUGGGUCGAUAACGCGCAGUGCUGACUGGGCCGAAUAUCCGGUGAUCAAGGUCCAGUAUGUUUUACUGGUCCUACAAAAAUGGUGGCAGCGGGACAGCAUGAAGCCAAAUAAAUUAAGGCGUCACUUAAAUACAUUACACCCCAAUCACGCUGAUAAGCCGCUUGAGUUUUUUCAGCGAAAACAUGCCGAAUAUUGCCAACAAUCGUCCCGCUUUUGUGAAUGCUACUUCAGGAAACCAGCGAGCACUGUUAGCAUCAUAUAAGGUGGCGUACCAAAUUGCUCAGUGCAAAAAAAAACACUCCAUAGCAGAGGAGCUAAUACUGCCUGCAGAAUUAGAUAUGGUCUCUGUCAUGCUGGAUGACGCAAGUGCUGCAAAAAUAAAAACUAUCCCUCUGUCCAAUGACACUGUCGCCAGACGGUAUAAAUGGACAUUGCUAACGAUCUUAAAGAACAGCUGGUAGAUAAACUCAAAGACAAACGUGCCUUUUGCCAUUAAUCCUGACUUCCUCAUUUUGCUAAAAAAAAAUCAGCACAAAUGGUUUUAUUCAAUUUUGUUUUAUAGGUCAGUGUUUCAUAUAUUGGGCUCCUGAGUUCAUGUUGCUGAUCAAUUUUAAUUUGUUAUUAUUUAUUGAUUAUAUUUUAUUUUAUUUUUCAGUAUCCAAAUGGUCAAAAUUUUUUUUACAGUUUAAAAUAAGGUAAAUUUCUGGCAAAUUGAUGCACUUUAAGUCUUUUCUGGUACAGACUAAAAAACAAUGUUAAUAAAGUUAUUCUUUGUUGUAAGUUGAUCUAUAUUUCUUUAUUUUAUUUAUAUUUUCUUUAAUGUUAAUAAGGAUACAAUGUUAUGCAGAGGUGUACUUAGAACAAUUUCAUAGACAAAUUAUACUAUUUCCAGUUGCGGCGGAGAGUUGGGGGGGCGCGAAAUGUUUACUUCUUCCUAGGGGCAACAGAAAAUAAUGAGAAGCACUGCUUUAGCCCCAAUCCUGAUACAUCCAAAUAACCAGUGACGAAAAACACAAGUGACGAGAAACUACUGCUGCUCGUUACCAUAGUCUUUUGACAGAUCUACGUACCAUUUAUGUUACGUAGUCCGUCCAUGAGCGACUAGGUAUGGGGCCAGAGUAAUAUACACGGCUCAAAAAAAUAAAGGGAAACCACGUACACAAAAUGUUGUAAUCAAGUCAAUCACCACUUCUGUGAAAUCCAAAUGUCCACUAGGAAGCCCAACACUGAGUGACAAUACAUUUCACAUGCUGUUGUGCAAAUGGCAUAGACAACAGGUGGAAAAUUAUAGGCAUAUUAGCAAGACACCCCCAAUAAAGACUGGUUUUGCAGGUGGUGACCACAGCCACUUCUUCAGUUCUUGCUUCCUGGCUGAUGUUUGGUCACUUUUGAAGCAUGGCGGUGAUUUAACUCUAGUGGUAGCAUGAGACGGAGUCUUACAACCCACAGCAAGUGUCAGGUGUGCAGCUCAUCCAGGAUGGAACAUCAAUGCGAGCGUGGCCAAGAAGGUUUGGCUGUGUCUGUCAGCGUAGUGUCCAGAGCAUGGAAGGCCUAACAGGAGACGGACAGUAACAUCAGGGGACGUGGAGGAGGCCGUAGGAGGGCAAACAAACACGCAGCUAGGGAAUGCCUACCCGCCUUUGUGAAAGAGGCAGGAGCAGGAGGGGAGCACUUGCCAGACAGAGAGGCCUGCAAAAUGACCUCCAGCAGCAGGACACAAAUCUGAUGGUAUGCUCAAACGUCAGAAUACAGGACUCCAUGAGGGUGGUUAUGAGGGCCGACGUCCACAGGAUGGGGGUUGAGCCUUACAGCCCAAAACACCGUGCAGGAGUUUGGCAUUUGACAGAGAAAACCCAAGAUUGGCAAAUCGCCAAUGGCGCCUGUGCUUUCACAGAUUAAUGAGGUUCACAAUGAGAAAGUAACAGAUAUGGGACAGCCGUGGAGAACGUUCUGCUGCCUGCAAAAGCCUCCAGCAUGACCGGUUUGGCGGGGUGGGUCAGUCAUGGUUGUGGGGGGGGUGGCAUUUUCAUGGGGGGGCCGCACAGCCCUCCAUGUGCUAGCCAGGGGCACGCAGAGGAGCCUGACUGCCAUUAGGUACCGAGAUGAGAUCUCAGACCCCUUGUGAGACCAUAUGCUGGUGCGGUUGGCCUGGGUUCCUCCUAGCAAGACCAAUGCUUCUCGACCUCAGGUGGAUGGAGUGUGUUCAGGCAGUUUCAUGACAAGAGGAAGGCAAUUGCUGCUAUGACUGGGCCCGCCCGUUCCCCAAGACCUGAAUCCAAUUGAGAAAAAUUGGGGAAUUCAUGUUCGCUCCAUCCACAACGACAAUUGCACCACCAGGACUGUCCGGACGUUGGGCGGAUGAGUGAGUCAAGGCUGGGAGGAGAUCCCUCAGGAGACCAUCCGCCAUCUCAUCAGGAGCAUGGCCCAGGCGUUGUGGAGGUCAUACAGGCACGUGGAGGCCACAAAACACUACUGAGCCUCAUUUUGACUUGUUUUAAGGACAUUACAUCAAAGUUGGGGAUCAGCCUUGUAGUGUGGGUUUCCAUUUAUUUUGAGGGUGACUCCAAAUCCAGACUCAGGGUUGAUACAUUGAUUUCCAUCGAUAAUGUUGUGUGAUUUUGUUUGUCCAGCACAUUCCAAUAUUGUAUAAAAAAAAAAACGUAAUUUUUAAUAAGCUUAUUUCAUUAAGUCAGAUCUUAGGAGGUGUUUUUAGUGUUCCUUUAUUUUUUGAGAAGGAUGUAUUUUAAAUAAAAAUACAUAAUUACAAAAAACGGCGAACGGAGGAACAUCAUAAAGGGCUCUGGGUUCCUAACAAGCGGAACCCGAGGCGGUGGUUGAUGUCCAGAAAUAAUUAGGAUUUAAAAAAGACCCUAAAGGGCAAAUCUGUCUACGAGUCAUGAUCUGGCUUCACAUGUAGUUUUGAGACAGCAUCAGAAUGGAGUGUACUAACAGUGUAUUGUGGACAUCUUUCUCAGACACUAUCAAUCUAAGUGAGUUAUCCAAAUGGGAUGUAUCACAAAGGCAUCAUUCCUAUUUCUAAUAAUCUGUUGUUGAUGUAUAAUAUGUUCAUGCAGGUAGGGUUCUGAUCCUGUGUUCAUGAAAUAUGUUAAUGAGGUGGUUGACUAGUACGGCAAAUACCCCUCAACCGGAUUCAUGGCUUGGAUUAUUAGCCCUACACAUUGUGACGAGGUAAGAGAUUAU